AAAGAUAAAAAUGAAGGCCUGGGAGGGACCUUGAAAUUCAUGAUUCUUUCCUGCCUGCAAUGUCUCUGGCCAUUUGCCCAGAAGGAAACAGACUUGACCCAGGACGACCAGGCCCAGGACCACGAAGACAAGGGUGAGCAUAAGUGUGCCCCAAAGGUCGUGACAGAGUCCUGUAGAGAGUCCCCCAUCAGUGCAGACAUGGUAGAAAACAUGGUGAACCAACUGGUACCAUCUCUGCAGGGUGGGGGACCCCUUGUUUGCCCCUUCCUUCCUGUACGCAUACCGACAGUUCACCACCACACAGAGCAUGUGCUGGAUCUGCUGUUGAAGCGUUUUACAUACUUCUGCCUGGAUUGUGAAGAGGACGAACAAAUAAAGAGCGUUCUCUGUUCUUUCCUGGACUCAUGGAUAGACAUAUACCCUGAGGAGUUUUGUCAGACAGGAAACCUGUCCAUUCUGAAAAAGCUGAAGGCCUACUUAGACUGUGAACAUGCCCUCCUCCAAUCUGAAUCUCCGUGUCCAUAUGCUUCUCGAGGAGUUGCAGGAAGACGCCAGUGAGUCAGA
Messenger RNA from Rattus rattus (black rat), 564 nucleotides. RefSeq names its product ral guanine nucleotide dissociation stimulator-like. The record is from RefSeq and is a predicted model, not a curated record. The transcript has a single exon. Lineage: Eukaryota; Metazoa; Chordata; Mammalia; Rodentia; Muridae. Bases 40 to 558 code for a protein of 172 amino acids.